Molecule: messenger RNA, 4438 nt
Organism: Podospora pseudopauciseta
Lineage: Eukaryota; Fungi; Ascomycota; Sordariomycetes; Sordariales; Podosporaceae
Exons: 6
Coding region: 306-3764 (1152 amino acids)
Cellular component (GO): nucleus; exosome (RNase complex)
Source: RefSeq, a predicted model, not a curated record
GCCACUGUCAGGAGGCAACGCGCAUCCGGCGAAAAAAAGAUCGCCAUAAUCAAUUCUGCAUCGGCUUACGCUGAACUUUCCGCGCGUCCUUGAAGCAUUGCUUGCUUCAUUCGUUCUGAGGACAGAUAAAUAUUUUAUCGCUUCAGGUUCGAUAAUCGUAAUAGACGCCGCCACCCGCCGUCGGCCGAAGUUUGCAGCUGUGCAAGUCUCAAUUCUCGCCAGCUCUCCCCGAACUCUCGAGUAUUGAUCAGGGCAAUCAAUCCGGCGCGCGUCCAACAAACUUGGCCUGCUGGUAAAUAUUCACAAUGUCACAGUAUCCAGGCUUUACUCCAUGGCCAUACAAUCAAUAUCAGGGCCAUCCCGCUCCCCCUCCACCGGCGCAGUCUCCGUACGGUUACCAACCCCCCACUGCCUACCCUGCACCACCCUUUCCUCCGCCGCCGACAUACGGUGCUCCGAGUGCCUUCCCGCCGCCGCCCGAAGCCCACCAGAAUGCAGCUCAAGGCUCUUUCAACUACAACGCGAGCAACAUACCUGGUCUUGGGAUGGGGGCAAACAGCGCUAUGGGCAAUGCUUUCCCAGCCACACCUCCACCAGCAAAUCCAUGGGGACAGCCGUUGCCAGUUUCAUACACGCCCACCAUUCCAAACCUUCAUUCUGCCCAGCAAACCGUAAUUCCUGGCACAAAGCCCCCACAACCUGUAGCACCCGCUGCCCAAGUGGCCGUCAGCAUCGAGAUGGAGGAAGGCGAGUUGAGUGAGGGCCAGUUUGAGGAUCUUUAUGAUGAUACGCAAAAGUCACCACCGCCGGCCAGCACCCCAAAACAGACUGCCAAAAAGCUUCCUGUCACACAGCCAAGCACUGUCCCGAGUACAGUCGCCAGUCAACCCACCAGUGCGUCUGAUACACCGGAGGGUGGCUUCUAUGGCAAUGAUCAAGACGAAGCUCGCGAUAGGUCCGCGUCCUACUCUCCAUUCCUAUCACCCAGAGAAAGCUCGAACGAAACCCCCACAUCCCAAUCCCAAGGAGCCGGACCUUCCAAUGUCGUAAAACCACAGUCCAACAACCCUUCAGAAACCGUCCCGCCUGUGAUAAAUGUUGGCUUGCCCGGCCUGCAGCCACAGUCAUCCACGGUUCUGAAUGCCAACGGCACUCCAGAAAGUCCCGCCAACUAUUUAGACACCUUCAAAUCGGUGCCAGAAGCCAAGAAGGAGGCUCAAAAAGCAAUCCUACGGUUGUGGCCCCUUGGAGUCAAAUAUCAAACCUAUCUCGACGAAGGGUUUGAUGAGAAGGUGAUCAAAGCCUUGUUUGGAGAUCUUCAUCUUGAACUGCCCAAGCCUGUUGUAGAGAAGGCAAAGGCGGAAGCACAGACUGUCCCGUCGCCAGGCGCAAGUGCGGAUAGUCCCACGACGGCCCAAGCACAAGGGACACAACCUGAGUCCAAGGAUACGGCGGAGCCAGUAACCAAGAGUAAAGGGGAAGAGCGUAAGGAUCGCAUUGCUCGUCUCCUCGCCGCCAAGGCUGCAAAAGGGCCGGCUGUCGUUCCCCCAAAGCCCGCAGUUGUACCACCAAACCCAACGGCAGCGCCAUCGCCGGCGCCAGCACCAGCUCCGGCUGAAGCACCGAAGCCUACCCCGCCUACUGGACCGAAAGCCAAGAUUCGAGGAGAAAAAGAACGCAUCCUCCAGGAGAAGAUCGCAGCCUUGCAGAAGGCUCGAGAGGCGCAAGCGUCUGGAGCUGGAAAGGCAGGUUCUCAAACUCCUGUGAAUACUGCUACGGUUGCUACACCGCAACAACAACCUGCCGGCACCUCGAGCACGACCUUGAAUUUUGCCAGUUCCCAGCCAGGCCCCCUCACUGUUCAGACUAGUGGCCUGCCAACACCACCCAUUCCUGGCAUCGUUGGAUCUGUCAACGUUCAGCUCAACACGGCAAGUCAGCGCAAGCGACCGGUCGCUGCUGAUUUCGUUGACUACCCAUCCGCUGCUGGAUCAACAAAGCGGCCGUUUGGCCAGUUACGCCAGGAAACCUCUCUCAUCAUUGACGUUAGCGAUGUUUCGGACGAUGAAGAGAUGGACAUGGAUAUGGGCUCUCCCACUGACGAGCCAUCAUCGAUGCAGUCAAAAGAUGGUCCGACUGCAUCACGUGGGCCAUCCAUUCGCGAUUUCCCUCCAUUAACAAACCUCCCACAGCGACAAUUGUCAACUUCUACAACCCCUUUGCACACACCACCAACUGGCCCAGCCUUGGGAGGAAAACGUCACACUGAACUCACCAUCAAGGAGAGAGAGAUUCAGGAAAUGCGAAGGAUGAUUGCGUUGGCUGAAGCAAAGCGGAAAGCGAAAUUGCCCCAGGCAGGUUCGCGAGCACAGACUCAGUCAGGCCAAACACCAGAACCUAAGAAUGCUGGCACUCCUGUCUUGAGUAGCCCUGCUCAGUCAGACAGGCCAACUCCUCAGCCCACCCCGGAAGCCACGUCGAUUAGGCCUCCCAAGGCUUCAGAUACCGCAACUUCUAACCCGGCACAGAAAGCCGCACAGCACGGCCGCCUUGCUGCUCUUGAAGAGAAACGGCGGCGUCUGGAGCAGCUACGUGCAGAGGAGGCGUUGUUACAAGCGGAGAUUGAGAAGGAGAUGCUGGCUGCCCAGUCGGACCAGGUCAGCACGCCAUCUGACAGAGAAGCGCCCCAAGAUAGCGGGCUCAACUCUGGAGAGGAUAGGACAGUGCCUCCACCGCAAGGGGUAACAUCGGCUGAUGUCGAGGGGCUCUCAUCUUCUGGUGCGUCUCUGGCUCCUGACGAUGCGCAGGUGACAGAGGCAGUCUCAGUUGAUGAAGUCAAAACUUCAGGUGAGCCGUCACAGACAGAUAUUCCGCCCCAACAAGCCGAUGAACCCAAGCAAGCUCUCAGCAGCGACACACCAAGCUCCAGCGGUUCCCAGUAUCCCAGCAGCAGUGACUUGGCACAAGCCCAAAGCGUCAUGUCUGUGGACGGUGGCGAGCCGGAGAGCCGCCAAUCUGUGGAAGGCUCUCUACCCAACAGUAAUCCUGAUGUCCGAGCAGAUGAUGAGAGUGCUCCAGCUGCAGUCCUUGAGACACCUCAGCCCUCUACUAACCAAGAAGUCGAUGAAACGACGCCCAUGGAGAUUGAUUCUGAAGCGCCCAGUCCAACCACAGCGGAAUCUGUUAUGAGCGGCAUUGUUGACAGCGAUGUGAAUGACGCGGAGCAUCCACCAGUCCCAUUACCUGAUCAAAUAUCGAGUGCUGCCCAGCCUCGGGAGGAGGUCCAAGAAGUCGAAGUCGAGGCAACAGGAGAAGAAACUCGCAACCCCAUCAAGAAGCAGGACCGUGCCUUUAUGCCGUAUAAAAGCCCUCUGCAUAUUUUCCGUGCCUAUCGCUUCCAUCCCGAGUUUGAACAGACCGUGCCUAACGGCGUCAAAUCCUUGACGUACAGCAGCAGGGUCGAUGUGCAAAAGCCGCUCUGUCCGUAUGAACUGAACACUCAACAGUGCCCUGAAAACUGCGAGUUCCAGCACUUUAGCAACAUCAAGAUUCUUGAUGACCAAAUCCUUCUGGAACUUGGCAAAUCAGACUUCACCGGCGAACAAAGAGCUCGGUUCAAUCAAGGGCUCCGUGAGCUUCUUCAGGUAUACAAGGCCCAAAAGGUUAGAGACUUCGACGUUAUCGCUCGAGGCAUCAUCAAGUUCCGCUCCGAGUUCCUUGGAGAUAAGAGCAAGGUGCUCAACUUGGAAGGAGUAACGCUUUGAUUCAUACUCUUCCACUUCGACACAGCGUACAGCACAUGAGCUGCACAUGUGGCUCGCCGCCAGUAGACAUCGUGAUCUCGGCGCGCUGUUUGGAUUCUCACUGAAUCGUUUCUGAUUCUUUUUCGGCGUUUUCUUUUUGCAUUCUACUCGGCGCAAUCACAGCAUCACCCAUUUGGGCUUAAAGGCCCAGGGCAUUUCCAUGACCGGUUGUAUCAACAGCUGCCCUCGUGGGCCAAAAAAAGGUUUUGGGGAAGAAGGGAAGGGCAUUGUAGGAGUACAAUACCCAACAGCUUUUUGAACCUAUGAAAGAGGGGGAAGGGUAUCAAGGGGACAGCAAAGAAAAAAAUGAUUGUUGCCAUGAAGGGUGACACAACGGUAUAUCGGGUGUGGAUGGGGAAGAAGACGACAAGUGAAAAAAAUAAGGUUUGAUCUGAGAUGGGGGAGACAGGUCAAGUACAUCGGGAGUUUUCAAGAUAGUGUGCGAUUAUUUGGGAGGGGGGUGGGGGGGUGAGACUUUGGGGUCUUGGCUGUCCUGAUUAUUUUUUGCGCGUGGGUCUGAAAGAGAUCUCAUGAGCGGACUGUUUAAUUACGUUUGCUGUAUACCCAAUUUCCAGUCGAGGUGGUGUCCGUGUUGUUACAGCUAAAAAAUUUAAGUGAUAUUUCCUGCCAACAAG